Messenger RNA from Lucilia sericata (common green bottle fly), 2282 nucleotides. RefSeq names its product zinc finger protein 628. Lineage: Eukaryota; Metazoa; Arthropoda; Insecta; Diptera; Calliphoridae. The record is from RefSeq and is a predicted model, not a curated record. Gene Ontology annotation, molecular function: zinc ion binding. Bases 585 to 1976 code for a protein of 463 amino acids. Gene Ontology annotation, cellular component: nucleus. The transcript is spliced from 4 exons.
AAAAAGGAAAAAAACAAAACAGCCCAACGCAUAACUAUCUGGUAAUGAAAGUUUAAGGAUAAUUAAAGGAGUAGCAAGCAAGAGUAAAUGGAAUAGAAAGCAAGAGUAAUGACAACAGUGAGUAUUGUUAUUUGAUAAAGAGGUAAAAAACAACAAGAAAAACAGCUCUUCAGAUUUCAAAUACAAAAAUACAUUUUUUACAAACUAAAUUUUACACUAAAACUUCAAAAUUAUACACCCAAAAACACUUGGAUUUUACCCAAAUUAUGUUUGAUAAAUUUUUGCUAUUACGCUAAUUUGCACCAAAAAAAGUAAAUAUUCCUGAUGAGUAAUGAACCUUAAACGAGUUCCUAUUCCUAAAUUGAUACGGUAUGAGGACUAUAUGUGUGUUAAUCGAAAUCAAGAAACCAAAACGAUCCUUUCUUGCAAUUCGUGUAUAUUCUCUCAAAACAACCACAUUUGUGUGUGUGGCAACCCUUUACAACAGCUGUUGCUUGUAAACAAAUCAUCAGAAAUUAGAAAAUAAACGAAUGUUUUCAUGUUUUUGUUUAUGACAAUAAUUUUCAAAUAACACUAUUGAUCCCAUGGAUAUGGAUUACAAUCUACACAAAAUCUGUCGGGUAUGUUUAAAAGAAGGUGCCCUCACAUCCAUCUAUAGCACCGAGUUCAGUAUGAUGCCCUCUACCAUGUUAAUGCUGUGUGCCAAGAUACGGGUGUAUAAAAAGGAUGGUUUACCCGAGGUUAUAUGCAAUAAUUGCAUCUAUAGAUUAGGAGUAGCAUAUCAUUUUAAACAGGAAUGUGAAAAUUCCGAUAUAAGACUGAGACAAUAUUUGGGUUUAACAGAUCGAGGUUAUGGUAUAUGUGAUGCAGAAACUAAUACAGAGGAUAAUUUGUCCUUGGGUUUGUUAGGUAAAUCUCAUAAUUAUCAUAAUACCACGGGAAACUCUUCAGAUUCGGAAGAGGAUGAAGAGGAGGAGCAGAGAACUAACAAAAGAAAAGGUAACAAAAGACGCUCCCGUUAUCAACGUAAACCACCUGAAGAACACAAAAAGCGAGGACCCAAACCUCUGCCCAAACUGCCACAAACCUGUUACGAGUGCAAUAAAACCUUUAAAUGUUCGGCCCAACUACAGCAACACAUACGUACGCAUACUGGGGAAAAACCAUUUCCCUGUCGCUAUUGUCCUCGACGUUUUGCUCAAAAAUACAAUUUACAAAUACACGAACGCACUCAUACCGGUGACAAGCCAUUUCAAUGUGAAAUCUGCUCUAAACAGUUCUCCGCUUUAGGAAAUUUCCAGGCUCAUCUAAAAAUACACACCGGCAUACGUGAUCAACAUUGUCCAGUAUGUCAGAAAUCAUUUUAUACCGCCGGUGAUCUCUCCAAACAUAUGAUAACCCAUACGGGUAUAAAAAAUCAUCAUUGUGAUGUUUGUGGCAAGUCAUUCAGCCGUAAUCGUGAUAUGUUGGCCCACAAACGAAAGCUACAUCAAAUGACAAAUCUGACUGAGCGCAGUGAAGAUGAAGAAGAUGAAAUUGUCGACACCGUGGUUAAUGAUGAUGCUUUCAAGUGUCCGGACUGUGAUAAGGAAUUUGAAUCGGCUGGAAGUUUAUCAGUGCAUUUUCGCACACAUGGUUCGAAUAAUCUUUUAAAUUUACCCCUAGGAGGUCAUACACAAAUGGUGGCGCCACCACCUCCUCCACCUUCUCACGCUACACCACAUCAUUAUCAUCAUCAGGCGGCAGUGGCUUUGGGUCCUCAUACUCAUCAUGAUGGUUUACAUGCUCAGGCUCAUCAUUUAGGUUUAAAUGCGGCUGCAUCUUUGCAACCUAAUCCAGGUGGUAGUAUGUCUAUGGCUCAUAUAAUGGGUCCACCGCCUCCACAUGCUGUUACUCUACCACCGCCGCCAACAGCAGGUGGACCUCAGACGUCGCUAUCUAUGAUGCAUACGGCUCAAAGAUUACAUCCUUAUUGAGAUUAAUAAAAAAGUUGAAAAAACUAUGUUGUGAUUUUAUUAUUGAACUACAUCCCUCACAUGAACCCAAUUAAUUAUGUUUUUUAAGUUCAAAAUUUUCGAACAUAAAUUUUAACAUUAAAAAUUAGAGGUCGAUCCUACCUAAAAAUGAACUACAACUAGAACUGAAAUUAAACUGAACUAGAACUACAGAAGAACCUAACUAGAACUACAUUAGAACCUAACUAGAACUACAUUAGAAUCUAAUUAGAACUACAGUAAAACCAAAUUAGAAUUGAACUAGAACUGAUUUAGCACCGAAUUAGA